AUGGAUGUCCUGGCCAAGCUGGUGGCCAAGACGCGUGAUCGACCGAUCUGGUCGUUGAUUGUGCUCUGCCUAGCACUACGCGUCUGGACGACUGCACUUCUCUGGAUCUACUUCCAACUCUUGCCCUCGUGGGAGCGAACGAGCUUGCACGAGUCCUUCGACGACCCUACCAUCGCUGCGGUCGAAGCAUGGAACCGCUGGGAUACCGAGCACUUUGUCAGGAUCGCGGUGGAGGGGUACAAGGAGGAGAAGGAGACGGCGUUCAUGCCCUUGUUGCCGAUGAUGAUGAGGUGGGGCGCGCAGGGGAUCGAAGGCAAGACGAUCGAUUUCUCGCUGGACUGGACGGUAGCAAGUGCACCUACGAUCAAGAACAUUGUACUGUGUGGAAUGGCGCUCGCCACUGUCGGCAGUGUCGCCGCUGUACUCUCCCUGUACUAGUACGUCUCCCACGCCACCGACCCAACUCGCCUCGCAAACGCCCACAUACCAGCACCUGAGCUCUCCUUCUCCGUCGCACAGCCUUACCUCGACCCUCUUUGAUCUUCAAUUCGCCCAUAUCACCUCUCUCAUCUACCUCUUUGCUCCAUCACCCUCGACUCUCCAUGCCGUGCCUUACAACGAGCCCUUCAGCGCCGCUCUGUCCUUUCUCGGCAUGGCCUUCUUCUUCAAACAGCAAUACCUCCUUGCCGCGAUCGCAUGGGGAUCAGGGACCGCUUUCAGAGCUCAGAGUAUCGUGCUUGGGCUUGGCUUUUUUGGGUGGGAGUGCAUCCUCCGAGGUCCGAGACGGAGGAGUGCCAAGUACGAGAUCUCGGUCAGUUACUUUGACCCGAAAUCGCUUGCUGCUGUGCGACGACUGACGCCCUUCGCUCUCGGGGGCGAUACAGACUCUGCUUGCGGGACUGCCUCGCUUCAUCUUCUUAUCGACCAUCUCCAUCGCGCCUUUCUUCCUCUUUGAACUACACGUACAUCGCGAGUUCUGCCUCGCUCUACCCGUCGGCGCCGAGCCACGCCCCUGGUGCUCAACAGGCUUGAAAAUCUCUUACAGCUUCGUGCAGUCCCACUAUUGGUGCAGUCAUUCCUCAACGUAGAGACUACUAUAUCGGUCGUGUUACUCAUCUUCAGAUCUCUCCUACAGGAACAAUGGGCUGUUCAACUAUUGGCGUCCCUUGCAGAUCCCCAACUUCAUGUUCGCCGCACCAGUGCUGUACUAUUCCAUCCUUGCAUCGUAUCGCUACUAUCGGACCAACCUACACGCAGUCGUUGGUUCCACCCUGCCUUUCUUACCUGCUCGGAUACUACCCCAAAACCCAGCACUCUCACCGACCUCGUCAUUCCUGCACAAUACCCCCCUCGACGUGGUCCCGAUCGUCCACCUGCACACCUUCAACGUCUUGCUCUUCUUGUUCUACUCGCACGUCCAAAUCAUCCUUCGUCUCUGCGUCCUUAACCCUGUCCUUUUUUGGUUUACGGCGUCACUCAUUCGCACCGACCUCCUCUCAGCUUCGGGGACCAAAAAAUUUGCUCGAGGGAGCACGAGACUGGGUCGGGCUUGGUGGUUUUACGUUCUAAUUUGGGGUCAGGUGUCGAGUGUAUUGUGGGCUGUGUUCUUACCUCCAGCUUAA
Molecule: messenger RNA, 1622 nt
Organism: Microbotryum saponariae
Lineage: Eukaryota; Fungi; Basidiomycota; Microbotryomycetes; Microbotryales; Microbotryaceae
Source: the annotation of a GenBank genome assembly